AUGCUCCACUUUGCAAACCCUCUUUUGAGAAACAUUAUUAUCAGGAAUCAAUUUGAUAGCAUCAAGAGGAAGCAAUGUCUCCAGUAUUUGAAGACCCUGAGAACCCUGCAAUAUGAUGGGUUUAAGACUGUAUUUUUGGGGGAAACUGAUAUCCCGGAAAGUCUUGUAACUGGGGAGGAUUUUGGUGAUAGAUAUUUCAUGCAAAAUCCAACUUGGUGUAUUGUGCAUGCUGGUGGUAGUCAAGGAUGGGUGCCCUGGAAAUACCGGAUGUUCCUUCGAGAUGAGUUAUGCAUCAGGCAAGAAGACAGCCUCUUCUUUGAGUUCUGUGAUGUAGUAAAGAAGGCCUACGGGAAGUGUGCCAUCGUGGUCAAAGAGAAAAGACAGUACGGUGAGAUGAGGCCCGAGGAAGACAAAGAGCCUGAGGACCAGUCCUGUGCCCCAUCAGUCAUUAACUUAACAAGCAUCGUGUGUUGCCCCGAAGUGGCCAAGUCCUGUGGCCAUGAGCUGCUCUCUCUGCCUUUCCCGUACAAUUACCUGAACCCUUUAGACUCAGCCUGGUCUUCCCUGAAAUGGUUUAUCAUCAAUAACAGAAAACAGUUUUGUCUGCAGUCCAUUGACAGCAUCUGUUCUUACCAGUGUAUACUUUUCAGUGACUUGAUUAGCAAAGGGAUUGAAAGGAUAAGCCCAGGCAAGUGGAAAACAAUAACUAACAAAGUGAGAAGAUGGGAAAACUACUAUCUUGGUAAAUUUUCUUAA
This is a messenger RNA of Loxodonta africana (African savanna elephant), 756 nucleotides long. RefSeq names its product chromosome 20 C21orf140 homolog (gene C20H21orf140). Bases 1 to 756 code for a protein of 251 amino acids. The transcript has a single exon. The record is from RefSeq and is a predicted model, not a curated record. Lineage: Eukaryota; Metazoa; Chordata; Mammalia; Proboscidea; Elephantidae.